Molecule: messenger RNA, 1617 nt
Organism: Cryptosporidium muris RN66
Lineage: Eukaryota; Apicomplexa; Conoidasida; Eucoccidiorida; Cryptosporidiidae
Product: zinc finger, C3HC4 type domain-containing protein
Exons: 1
Coding region: 1-1617 (538 amino acids)
Biological process (GO): protein ubiquitination
Molecular function (GO): ubiquitin protein ligase activity
Source: RefSeq, a predicted model, not a curated record
AUGAGUUUCCAUCUAGAUAAUGAUUAUAUUGAUGAAAUAUCUUUAAAAAAUAGGAAGAGACAUAGAAAAGUUGAAAAAACUCAAAAUAAUGAAAUAAACGUAACAAGUAGUUCUAUAAAUGGUAAUAUUAACAGUAAUGAGACCUUAGUUGAAAAUUUAAUUCCAGUUAUAUCUAAUGAAAUUAAAAUAAAUGAAGAUAAUUUAAAUACAUUUAAGUCUCAUCAAAUAGAAAAUCCAAAUAAAAUACAUAAAUUAAAAAUUCCAGAUUGCUCAAUAUGUCGUGAAUAUUUAACACAUAAUCUUACUGUAAUAACUGUAUGUGGUCAUAUUUUUCAUAAAAUAUGUAUAGAAAAGUGGUUUACUAGAUGUACUUCAGAUAAUCAUAAUAAUAAUGUUUUAUCUAGAUUAACAGAUUUAAAUCGUAAUCAUCAUUUAGAACAGACUUGCCCACUUUGUAGGGUUCCUUGUUCUAUAUUAACUUUAUGUGAUAUUGUAAAUUUAACAAUUGAUAAUAUACUUGUUGAUAAUAAUGAAGAUAAUAAUCUAAUAUUAGAUAUUGAAAAUAAAAAUUUAAAUCAUCAUAAUUCUUUAAAUUAUAAAUCAACUAAUAUAUGUUUAAAUAUAAAUUGUCAUCUCAAAAUUCAAGAUUUAAAUAAUGAAUAUAAACAAAUUAAAGAAGAAUUUUCUAAUACUUUAAAAAAUUUGGAAAAAUUAAAUAAAAAAAAUUUAUUAUUAAAUGAUUCAUUAGAAUCUUUAGAAAGAAAUAAUUUAAUUUUAAGAGAUGAUUUAGCAAGAGUAACUCAUGAAUUAGCUGAAAUUAAUCAAAAAUAUAUGGAUAUGAAUAAAGAAUUUACUCAAUUACAAGCUCAAAAUACUUUAGUAUCAUUUCUAAAUGAUACAAAAAAUUUUAAUGAUGAAGAUCAAAUUGAUUCUACUGAUGGUAUUUAUCAGUUAUCUUUAUUAAUUGGAUUUAAUCCAUUUGAACAAGAGGAUAUUAAAUAUAUAUGUAAUUCUUCUAAUAAUAAAAAUAUUAAUUCUGAUAUGCUUACAUCUCUUAAAGUUGUUUCUCAAGCAUUUAUUAAAUUAAAAAAUCAUUAUGAUACAUUACGUUUUAAGUAUGGAGAAAUAAAGAGUAAAUUUUAUCAAUUAAAAGAAUCUAAUAAAUUUUGUAAACAACAAUAUAAUAAAUUACAAUUAGAGAUUUCUUCUUUAAAAAGAAGGAAUAAUGAAUGUUUAACAGGGAAUUUAUGGGAUAAUAAUAAGAAAGAUAUAUUAUCCAAUAACUUUAAUAAUAAUAAUGAAAUUAAUCAAGAAUAUUUUGAUGAAUUAUCUUUAGAUUGCAUAUCCCAAGAAGUAGAUCGGAUAAAUAAGGAAACUAUUAUAAAUAAUAUUAUAAAUAAAGAAAAUAAGAAAUUAGAAAUUCCAAAAAAAAACUCUACAGAUAUAAUAAAUAGAGUAAAAGUAUUAGAUAGAGAUAAUAGGAGAGUUAAUAUAUCAUCAGAUACAAAUGAAUCUCCUAAUAUUGGGACAUACAUGUAUAGGAAGAAUGUAAUAAAACGUCCAAUAUCUAAGAAUGUACAGUCACUAUCAACUUUUUUUUUAAAUAAGACAAAAUAG